AUGUAUGCUUCUUUGGAAUGUGGCUAUCCGAAUGCAAAUGUAUAUGGUAAAUAUGAGUAUCUCCUUCAUAUUGUUCACGAGGCCAGUGGCCACACUGGCGACCCUAGCGGCAUCACCUCGUGCGGUGAAUACCUCAACCAGUUUGUGGCUCAUCCGCACUGCCAACACAUCCUGACAACCUUGUGGUACGAUCAACUGCCGGGCUGGAGAAAGCGCCACCCGAUAUUCAAAUUACUACUAUGCGUGGGGUUCGUGGCUGCGCUGCCAUUCCUCGCUCUCGUCUAUCUCGUGUAUCCCCGUGGAUCGGUGGCGCGCAUUCUACGCUCACCGCUCAUCAAGUUUGUUAAUCAUAGCGCCUCCAUUGCCAUCUUCCUCAUCCUCCUCCUCAUUGCCUCUACCGACGGUCAGUCAGUUAAAGCCCUCGAAUCACGCCAAAUGACACGCGGACCAGAUCCCAAUCGAAUCGAACUCCUCAUUGCUUGGUGGGUCUUCGGUGAGUUUGCCGCGUCCCUCAAAUUCUACCCUUCUCACGCUUUUUUAAAGGUACUGAGAGCUCUGAAGUUCUUUCAAUCUGUAUUGCUCUGA
Molecule: messenger RNA, 585 nt
Organism: Hydatigera taeniaeformis
Lineage: Eukaryota; Metazoa; Platyhelminthes; Cestoda; Cyclophyllidea; Taeniidae
Source: the annotation of a GenBank genome assembly